Messenger RNA from Chanos chanos (milkfish), 4017 nucleotides. It is a transcript of the gene kdm2ab, whose product is annotated as lysine (K)-specific demethylase 2Ab. NCBI's taxonomy places the organism in Eukaryota, Metazoa, Chordata, Actinopteri, Gonorynchiformes, Chanidae. The record is from RefSeq and is a predicted model, not a curated record. Bases 61 to 3942 code for a protein of 1293 amino acids. The transcript is spliced from 23 exons. Gene Ontology annotation, molecular function: protein binding; DNA binding; zinc ion binding.
UGAAAAUGGCGGAUGGGAACGAAUCGCUUUAACUUUAUCGCACAAUAACAAGGAUAGUGGAUGAAAACGACAGAAUUACUCAUGAAUAUGGAGGACGCUAACCCCCGCUACAGCAAGCGCCUGCGCACAGGUACCCGGCGGCGUUAUCAAGACGAUGGGAUUUCUGACGAUGAGAUCGAGGGGAAGAGGUCCUUUGACUUGGAAGACAAACUCCACAGCAACCGCUACAACUCUGACCUGGUCAAAAUCAUGGAAGGCAAAGAUUUCACCUUUGAGUAUAUCCAGCGGGAGGGACUUAGGGACCCCCUGAUCUUUGAGACAGCAGAUGGCCUUGGUAUUCAGAUGCCUGAUCCAGACUUCAGCGUGAGUGAUGUGAAACUGUUUGUAGGCAGCCGAAGGGUGAUUGAUGUAAUGGAUGUGACCACUCAGAAGGGAAUAGAGAUGUCGAUGGGGCAGUGGAGGCGGUAUUAUGAGACUCCGGCCUCUGAGAGGGAGAAGCUGUAUAACGUUAUCAGUCUGGAAUUCAGCCACACUAAACUGGAGAACCUGGUCAAGAGGCCUGCUUCGGUGGAUCUGAUUGACUGGGUGGAUAACAUGUGGCCACGGCAUUUAAAGGAGAGACAACGCGAUUCAACUAAUGCUAUCAUAGACAUGCACUACCCCAAAGUCCAGAAGUACUGUCUGAUGAGUGUGGAGGGCUGCUUCACUGAUUUCCACAUUGAUUUUGGAGGGACGUCUGUGUGGUAUCAUAUACUGCGGGGAGGCAAGGUGUUCUGGCUGAUUCCGCCCACGCCGCACAACCUGGAGCUCUAUGAGAACUGGGUGUUGUCAGGGAAACAGGGAGACAUCUUUCUCGGCGAUAAAGCCACCGCUUGUCAACGCAUUGAUCUGAAACAGGGAAAUACUUUCAUGAUCCCCUCAGGUUGGAUCCAUGCUGUGUACACUCCUGUCGAUACUCUGGUGUUUGGAGGGAAUUUCUUACACAGUUUUAACAUUCCCAUGCAGCUCAACAUUUACAACAUAGAGGAUCGCACUCGGGUCCCAGCGAAGUUCCGUUAUCCGUUUUAUUAUGAGAUGUGUUGGUAUGUGCUGGAGCGUUACCUCUACUGUCUCACCAACAUCUCCCACCUCACCCCAGAGUUCCAGAAAUUCUCUCUGGGCAUUGGUUUGAAAAAAGAGGAUCUGAAAGCAGACGGAAAGCUGAAUGGCCAUGUCGGAGAUGCGGUCAAAGAAGAGAAGGAGGAAGAAGAUGAGGAAGAGGAGGCGCCUUCUCCUCCUGCCCGGCCGGGGGUUAAAGUUCAUUUGACGCCCUUUGAACUUGAGGGUCUGUGGCAGCUACUGCAUAAGCUGGAGGAGCUCCCAGCACAUAAGAAAUGUGUCCCAGCUGGUAUUCGCAAUGCACCAGCCCUGCUCAGCGACAUGAGGAACCUAUUGGAGGAGCAUGCUAAUGAUGAUCCCCAGUUGUCUUACACUGGAAAACCCAUCGUCAAAUGGCCCAUGAGGCCCUCGUGGUACCAGCCGCCCCCUCCUCCUGCAUCUCUGCUCUAUCGGCCGCGUCUGCCAGGCUCAGGGCCCAUCCUGCCCCCUGUGGCUCGGCCGGUGAAGCCGGCGUCGUCCAUUUCGGCUCUGCGGCGGAGGCGCGUGCGGUGCAAACGGUGCGAGGCGUGCCUCAGGUCUGAGUGCGGAAACUGCAACUACUGCAGAGACAUGAAGAAAUUUGGAGGUCCAGGCAGACUCAAGCAGACCUGUGUGCUUCGACAGUGUCUCGCUCCCAUGCUACCUCUGUCUGCCGUGUGUGAGGUGUGUAAAGAGGGAAACCAGGACUCAGAGGGCACGACCAAUGUCCAAACACUUAUGGAGUGCUCCAACUGCGCCCAAAUAGCCCACCCAGAAUGCAUUAAGGUGCCUGGGGAAGGAAUCAUCAAUAAGGACCUGCCUAGUUGUUGGGAGUGUCCCAAAUGUGUCCAAGACAAGAACAGUGAGUCUUCCAGUAGCAGUGGGGAGGAUGAAGAGGAGGAAGAAGGCAGUGCUUCGGCAGGCUCUCACUCCUCUGCUCCCCCGGCCAAGAGGGCAUACAGAGAAGGCAUCGGUGUAGGUCGCAAGGGUCGGCCGCCCCUAUCGCCGUCUCUGCCUCAAACCCGCUCUAAACGCCAGCCCCCGCCCUCACAGAGACUGUUACUACAGCAACAGCAGAACAGGAAGAGAGCUGGAGCACUGGAACUGCAGCUCAGGAAACGAAUAAAAUUGGAGCGCAACAAAAUCCUGAAAUCGCUCCUGCGGCAGAGGAGUCUGGAGAGAGGAGGCGUAGUCAGGGCGAGUCCGGGCAAGGGUGUGUCUCGUGGAAGAGGGCUGUCAUCUUUUCGGGGUAGAGGCGUGCGCCUGAGAGGUGGAGGAAGAGGAGGAGGAGCAGGGGGUCUCAGACAGGACUCAGAGAUGGAGGACGAGAGACAGGAGUCAGAAGACGAUGAGGAUGCAGAGGAAGAAGAGAGGAGAGAGAACGGACAGAGGGGAGGGAAAGAGAACCGGCCUCAGAAACGAGCAGGAAGAGUGAAAGAGGAGGAUGAUGCUGAUGGAGGUCAGAAUGGAGAGAGAGAGGAAGAGGAGGAUGAGGAAGGAGCGGAAUCACAGACCGACUCUCCUGUGAUGCUUAGUGAUGAGGUCAGGAAUCAGGGGUCGUGUGUCACCGUGACCCUACAGCCCUCUAGAGGUCGACGCGACCCCAGUGCCAUUGUCCCCAAACUGGAGGCCAACGUGUCUCCCAGAACCACGCCCCCCAACCAAACCUACAUCCAGCGCAAAUCCCUGCUCCGCCCCCCGCUGCGUAACGGCACCACACACUCGGACAAGCCACUCCCACACACAGAGAGCUCACAUGUUCGCUCAGACAGGUUACACCCAUGCUCCGAUAAACUACACUCGGACAAGCCCCUCCCACCCACCACGUCCACCCUGACCAGGGACACUGCCAGAGAUGCUUACCUGAGCUCCAGUUUCCGCGGCAACGCCAAAGGCUCCUCCCAUGGCUCAAGCCGGGAGAGAGUGAGAAAACGGAUACGGGCAGAAAGGGGGGCGUCAUCUCCAGCCUCUUCCUCCAGCUCUCCCUCGCUCCUCUCGUCGGUGCAGGACGGAGGAAGCGAGCCGGGCUGGGAGAGGGAGGUGUGGGUGUCUGUGUUCCGUUACCUGAGCCGAGCGGAACUGUGCGUGUGUAUGGCUGUGUGCAAGAGCUGGUAUAAAUGGGGAUGUGAUAAGCGUCUGUGGACACGGAUAAGUCUGAGUCGUUGUCGGUCCAUCAGCCCUCAGGCUUUGUCAGGCAUCAUUAAACGCCAGCCUGUCACACUGGACCUCUCCUGGACCAGCAUCUCCAAGAAACAGCUCACAUGGCUCAUCAACAGACUGCCAGGGCUGAAGGACCUGGUGCUGUCGGGAUGCAGCUGGACGACAGUCUCUGCUCUUAGCUCUCCCAGCUGUCCCCUACUCCGCUCGCUAGACCUGCGCUGGGCUGACGGCGUCAAAGACACACAGAUCAGAGAACUCCUCAACCCGCCAGGCUGUGAUAACCGCUCUAAGCUACGUAAUGUGCAGUGUCUGUGGCUGUGUGGUUUGGAGGUGAGUGAGGCCACUCUGAGGCUGAUCAUUCGCCACAUGUCCCUGCUAACCCGUCUGGAACUCUCUCACUGCCCCCUCAGUGACCAGGCCAUCAACCUGCUCACCGCUGUUGGCUCGUCCACACGCAACACACUCGCACACCUCAACCUGGCAGGCUGCAGCCGGCUGACGGACCGUUGUCUGGUGUACCUGCGGCGGCUGUCCUGUCUGUCUGUGUUGGACCUGCGCGGCUGCAAGGGCGUUUCACGCCAGGCCUGUGAGAGCUUCAUCUCCGAGCUGUCAGUCAACGCCCUCUACUGCCUAUCAGAUGACAAACUCAUCCAGAGGAUCUCAUAGAGCCCGCCCACUCAAGGAGAGAGAGACUGACUGUGGUGUGGGAGGGCAGCGCGUGUGUAGAAGUGUUUGUGUGUA